Gossypium raimondii (Peruvian cotton) is the source of this 1149-nucleotide messenger RNA. RefSeq lists its product as uncharacterized. NCBI's taxonomy places the organism in Eukaryota, Viridiplantae, Streptophyta, Magnoliopsida, Malvales, Malvaceae. The record is from RefSeq and is a predicted model, not a curated record. The coding region runs from base 1 to 1149 and encodes 382 amino acids. Gene Ontology annotation, molecular function: zinc ion binding; nucleic acid binding. The transcript is spliced from 3 exons.
AUGGCUUCAUCAAGUUUUUCACCAGCUGCACAUCAAGUCUUCAAUGGAGAAGGCUAUCACAUAUGGGUGGUCAAAAUGAAGACCUACCUGCAGGCUUUCGAUCUGUGGGAGGUGGUCAACUCUGAUGUUGAACCAGAGCCACUUAGAGCCAAUCCAACAAUGGCUCAGAUCAGGCAGCAUGCUGAUGAGAGGACCAAGAGGCACAAAGCCAUGUCUUGCAUCCAGAACUCAUUAUCAGAUGUGAUUUUCACAAGGAUUAUGGCCUGUGAAUCACCAAAACAGGCCUGGGACAAGUUGCAAGAGGAGUUUCAAGAGACAGAGAGGACAAGGCAGCAACAGUUGCUGAACCUGAGGAGAGAUUUCGAGAAUUUGAAUAUGAAGGAAGAAGAAACUGUCAAGCAGUACUCUGACAGGAUUAUGGCUGUGUUCAAGGAAGCUAGGAUAGUGGAGAAGGUUAUUGUAACUCUGCCCGAGAGGUAUGAGGCAAAAAUCUCAUCUCUCGAGGACUCAAGGGACCUGUCCACCAUCUCCCUGACAGAGUUGAUCAAUGCUCUAUAUGCUCAAGAGCAAAGAAGAGCAAGCAGACUGGAGGAGCAUCAAGAAGGUACCUUUCAGGCAAGAACAAACACUGCCUACAAAGGCAAGAAGGCCUGGAGAGACAAGCCAAGGACUGAUGCUGCAAGAAAAGAGGGUCAGACUUGCAAGCACUGCAGAAGGGUUGGUCAUCCAGAAGAAAAAUAUUGGUUCAAUCCAGAAGCUGUAUGUCAGCAUUGUAAAAAGAAGGGUCAUGUUGAGAGAGUCUGCAAGAGCAAGGCCAAAUCAAGGCAGAGUCAGUUUCAACAGAUGAAAGCUGAUGCUCGAGUAGCUAAGGAGGACAGUGCCAAAGUGAUUUCAAAUGUGCUUUUGGUGCCUGAAAUUGACAGAAACCUGCUCAGCAUAGCUCAGUUGCUGGAGAAAUGUUAUUCUAUUGUGUUCAAAGACAACCAAUGCCAAAUCAGUGAUCCAAGUGGAUCCAAGCUUAUGGUAGUUCCUAUGGCUGAUAAGAGCUUUGUAGUUGACUGGACCAGGGAGUCAGACAUUGCCUACACAGUCACAUCAGAUGAAUCCAAGCUUUGGCAUCAAAGGCUGGGACAUGCCAACUUCAGAUAG